AUGGUGGAGGACCAGUCUGCGAGUAUCAUCGCGGCGUCAUGGACGCUUGGGGCUGUGUCGACUAUUGUCGUUGGGCUUCGACUGUAUACCAGGCUUGUGCUCACCAGGUUGCCUGGGUGGGAUGACUUUUUCAUCGGGCUGUCUCUGGCGAGUGCAUUAGUCUGUUCCUCCCUCGCACAGGUGGCUGUCUCAUAUGGCCUCGGAAAGCAUACGAGUGAUAUAGCCAGCCCGGACGACAAAGUCAACGCAGCAAAAUACACUGUGAUCGCGCCCAACUUCUCUGUCGUCAGUACGACGACAGGAAAAAUAUCAGUCGCCAUCUUCCUCAUCCGUCUCAUGGGCCAGUCGGCCAGGUCGUGGCAGCGGUGGUUCCUAUACAUUCUCACACUGGUGUCUAUUGCCUGGAACGUAUUCGCCAUCGUCGCUAUCAUAGGCUUCUGUCGACCUGCGAAGAAGAUAUGGCUUCCUGGCACCGAGGGGUCGUGCUUCUCGCUCGAACUACAGCUUAUUGGGGGCACUUCACAGGCAGCAUUCAACGCCUUUGCAGACCUGACUCUCGCGGUCUUCCCUGUUGUGAUAUUCUACCGUAUUCAGCUGCCGACAUUCAAGAAGGUCGGGAUUGUUGCUAUUCUGGGGGCAGGUGUAUUGUAUACGUCAUUCCAUAUACACCAGCUUAUAUUCCUUCAGAUGUACGUGAUCAUCAUCUGCGCGACCCUCCCAACCCUCCCUCAGUGCUACACGGCCAUAGCCCACAAACGCCAAACAUACUACAACUCUUCGACCUAUCCAUCCAGCAAGCCCCCAAGUAAAAAGGGCCCCAUCCGUCUACAACGCAUGCCAGACGCCUCGCUAUUCGAAACAGGGGCUCCAGACCGUGACGGAAGCCAGGAGAACAUUCUACGCCCUGGCCCAAUGGACAUUACGAAGACGACCGAGGUUCAGGUUAUCCAGGAGAAUCGGGAGUCGGGAGAUGCGAGCAGAGACGCCAGAGAAAGUCCAGCCUAUUUCCCACGGGAGAGUCCAAGUCCGUUUCAGAGCUCGCGCUAGCUGUCAAUCCCUGUUCGCGAGCAACGGCAAUGUGGGCAGGACAUGGCCCGGUUGGUUCAAAAGAU
Molecule: messenger RNA, 1112 nt
Organism: Aspergillus versicolor CBS 583.65
Lineage: Eukaryota; Fungi; Ascomycota; Eurotiomycetes; Eurotiales; Aspergillaceae
Exons: 3
Coding region: 1-1047 (348 amino acids)
Source: RefSeq, a predicted model, not a curated record